This is a messenger RNA of Olea europaea var. sylvestris, 983 nucleotides long. RefSeq lists its product as uncharacterized. Lineage: Eukaryota; Viridiplantae; Streptophyta; Magnoliopsida; Lamiales; Oleaceae. The record is from RefSeq and is a predicted model, not a curated record. The transcript has 2 exons. The coding region runs from base 122 to 556 and encodes 144 amino acids.
CCCAGCCUUCACACCUUCAAUUUGACAAAAACAAAAACUUCGAGCAGUAGAGCUUUCCGACGGCCUCCCUAUCUCCCCGCCGUAGGGGUUGGGCGGCCCGCGGUGCUCCACCACUACCUCCAUGUCAAACCCCACCACCCCACCUCUACCACCUCAGCCGUCACAGCAUCCACCCUCCUCCCCGCCGCCGCCUCAUGUAGCUUCCUCUCUUUGCAAACAGAAUUCUUGGUCCCCCGACUCCUACCGCGACGAGGCGUGGCUGCGGCGUAAGGACCGACGUAACAGGCGGAGCAAGAGUGUCACCGACGAAGAUUUAGAUGAACUGAAGGCAUGCAUAGAGCUGGGAUUCGGAUUUGACUCUCCCGAAAUGGACAAGCGGCUGUCCGAUACUUUUCCGGCUUAUGGCCUUUACUAUUCAGUGAACAAACAUUACAACGAUACUAUUUCAAAGCCUCCGCCGCCACUUUCAUACGCCACCUCCGAGUGCGAUACGUCAUCUCCACUUGGAAGCCCCCACACCAUAUUCGGCGCCGUCAGCAUUUGCGUGAUGUUAUGAAGGGUUUUGUCGAUUUUCUCGAUUCGUUAUUCGAGUCUGUCGAGCCUACGUUCAUCAUUGAUGAUUCAACUAUCACCAGGAUCAUCGUCAACCAUCAGAUUAAGACAAUUUCCUUACUUCGAUACCAAUUUUGUUGCGAAAAUGACAAUAAAAUUCUUGUAAUAAGAAUUUUAAAACGUUCACAAAUGCGCGAUGUUAUGAAGGGUUUCGUUGAUCCCCUCGAUUCAUUGUUUGAGUUUGUCGAGCCUCCAUUCGUCGUCGACGAUUCGACUACCAUCAGACCAUCGUAACCAUCAGAUUAAGGCAAUUUCCUUGCUUUGAUACCAAUUUUGGUAUGGAAGCGAUAAUAAAAUUCUUGUAAUAAGAAUUAUGUAAGGUGUAUUGAAGUGGUUAUCUUUUAGUACUACGGUUAAGAUGUUAGUCUAUA